AUUUUGCAGAGAGGGACUGACUGAGUGAGCAGCGUGAAAUGCGUGGAAACGGAUAAAAACACGCACAAAUAAAACUGGGAUGUGGGCGAGUCAAUAAGCUGACAGUUCUGAAGAAGACGGGAAAGUCGCCGCUGCGUUUGGAGCCUGAGUCAGAGCGGAGGAGAAAAGAGCCAGGGCAGCAGUCUGUUAGAGGAGGAGAAGGACGCAGUGUGGGCGGGUUAAGAAACGCCGAGAGGGAAGGGAGGGCAUGCCAGCGUAAUAUUCCCACCACUUGUCUUCUUCCUACCGACUGAGGAAAAAGGGGCCUCCGUCUCCAUCUCCAUCCACCUUCAUCCCACAGGCGGAGCUUUGGGUUUGCUGUCAGGAGCCGACUUGAUCUGGAGCGAAGCGGCAGGGGCGUGAGAGGCGGAUGCUGCGAGUGUAGAAGCAGGGUACCAACCACAACGAUGGACAGAAUGAAUUUUCUCUCCUUCCUCCUCCUUUGCUUGACUUCGGUUGCCACUUGCAACAAAGCCAAUAAGCACAAGCCAUGGAUCGAGACAGAGUACCAGGGGAUUGUCAUGGAGAACGACAACACCGUCCUGCUCAAUCCCCCUCUCUUUGCUCUGGACAAAGAUGCUCCACUUCACUAUGCUGGUGAAAUCUGUGGCUUUCGGGUUCAUAAUGGCCCCUCUGGCUCUGGUUCAGUCCAGUUUGAAGCCGUGGUUCUGGAUCGCUCUACCGGUGAGGGUCUGGUCCGGUCAAAAGAGCCACUGGACUGUGAGAGCCAGCGGGAGCACAGCUUUACCAUCCAGGCUUAUGACUGUGGCGAAGGACCUGAUGGAGUCAACAGCAAGAAAUCACACAAGGCCACUGUACAUGUUCGUGUGAACGACGUCAACGAGUUCUCCCCGGUGUUUGUGGAGCGUCGCUACGAGGCUUCAGUCCCAGAGGGCCGUCUGUUUGACAGGAUCGUGCGGGUGGAGGCUCUGGAUGCCGACUGCUCCCCGCAGUACAGCCAGAUCUGCUUCUAUGACAUCAUCACUCCCAAUGUGCCCUUUGCUAUUGACAACGAUGGUAACAUUAAGAAUACAGAGCCUUUGGAUUCCAAGCAGCAGCGUGUUCACACCUUCUGGGUGACCGCCUUUGACUGUGGGAAGAACCGUGCGCAGGCUGAUGCCCAGGUUGUUGUCACGGUUAAGCCGUCCUGCAAACCCGGCUGGACUGGAUGGACAAAGCGUGUGGAGUACACACCCGGAUCAGGCAGCAUUCCCCUGUUCCCCAGCCUGCAUUUGGAGACCUGCGAAGAAACAGUGUGGAACAUCCAGGCCACCGUAGAACUUCAGACCGGCCAUAUUGGGAAGGGAUGUGACAGAGACAGCUACUCUGACCGAUCUGUUCGCCGACUCUGUGGUGCCGUCAGGGGCGAAGUGGACCUCCUCCCACCUCCGUCUCCGGCAGCCAACUGGACUGCAGCUCUUCCCACUCUCCCUUCUUCUGAUUCUUCUCUGGUCUUCUCUUUUAACGGGUCGAAUCACGUUGCAGUGGUUCCCAACUCAGUUGUGUCCGCUCUGUCAGGUGACCACUUCACCCUCCAGCUGUGGAUGCGUAGGGGUGGCGCCAACAUCCAGCCUUCAACUACUCAGUCCAGAGCAAAUCGCAAGGACGAGGAAACUAUUGUGUGCAGCACAGUAAAGAAUGAUGACUCCUACUCUCAUUAUUCGCUUUCCGUCCACGGCUGCCGCCUUUCCCUCUUCUACUGGCCCGAUGUCUCAGCUGCACGGCCCGUCAAGUUCCUCUGGAAGCUGGAACAGGUGUGUGACAGUGAAUGGCAUCAUCUAUCCCUCAGCGUCCAGUUCCCAUCAGUGACGCUAUAUGUGGAUGGGGUCACCUUUGACCCCGCCCUCAUCCAUGACAACGGAGCCAUCCCGAACCCUGCGCCCCGUCAAAGGAUGCUCAUCGGUGCUUGCUGGGAGCCUGAAGAGAAGCAGAAGGAGAUACUAAACAACACCAUCCCAGAGGGGAAAGACUCAGUGAAGUACGUAGGCGGUUACCAUGGCCUGCUGUCAGGGGUGACGGUGCGUCCUGGCAGUGUGGAGCCUCAUAGCGUGGUGGAGUGCCUGUACGCCUGCAGGGAGGGCUUGGACUUUGGCGACCUGGAAACUCUUGGUUCUGGGAUGAAGGUCCACGUUAACCCAAGUCAGUCUGUCCUGGUGCUGGAGGGAGAUGACAUCGAGAGCUUCAACCGGGCUGUUCAGCAGGUCACUUACAGGAAUUCGCUGCGCUUCGCCACCCCUGGAGUCCGUCCCCUCAAGCUCACCACUUCCCUCAGAUGCUUCAAUGAGGAAAGCUGCCUUUCCCUGAAACAGCUGGAGGGUUACCUGGUUGUUCUUCAACCUGAUGCCCCCCAGAUCUCUCUGUCUGGGGUUGGUCCACAUCUGGCCCGUCCAGCCCCUGAGUUUGAAGGACCCCGCGGCGUUCCCCUUUUCCCUGAGCUCCGGAUCGUUUGUUCACUGUCACACGCUGUCAACACGGCUGCACAGGGGAUGGAAGGCGGGGCUCUGAUGUCUGAUGCUGUGGCUCACACUUUGGAUGGAUGUGAGGUGCAACCCCUGGGAGAGGAACUGAAUCCAGAGAGGGAGGAGCUUCUGGUAGACAUGGAUGUUGUGCGAGAACGAGGACUGGAAAUCAUCAAUACUACUGCUUACAUCGCAAUUACAGGUGCUGAAUCCAUCUCUGUUUACGAGGACGUCCUCCGCUCCGUCCGAUACCGCCUGGCCAAAGGCUCUGCUCGCUUCGAGAGGCGGUUCCGCCUGUCAUGCUCUGAGAUGAAUGGCAGAUACACAAGCAAUGAGUUGACUCUGGAGGUGAACUUCCUCCAUUCUUUGGACAGUCUAUACCAACCUUCCCACCUGCUGGCCUCACAGCAGCAGUUUCUCCAUCCAUCUCAUCAUUCUGGAGAGCUGAGUGGGCACACCUUGCCAAACCCACAUCGCAACUCAGUUGUUCCAGGAGCAGCCACUGUCAUUAUUAUGGUCUGCGUGGGUUUCCUGGUUGUCAUGGUGAUCCUUGGCGUCUUCCGAAUUCGCUCCAUCCAUCGCCGAGGUGAAGGCGCCAGGGGCGGGGCUAAGGAGGGCAGCAGCCAAUGGGACGACUCAGCACUCACCAUUAUUGUCAACCCAAUGGAGUCCUAUGAGUCUCGUUUGGGUGUUUCUGCCGACACGGAGGGAGAGGGAGAGGAGGAGGAGGAAGAAGAGGUAGCGGAAUCCCCUGAUGAGGCAAGCGACGACCAGCGAAUCAUCAUCAAGAAAGAGGGCAGAGACGGAAACGCCCGUCGCUACUGAGCCGCACUGUAUCUCUCCAUAAAUCAGCUCCCCAGUCAUACACUCCGACACUUUUAAUAUCAAACUGACGGCACUAGUAUAAGGAAUGUAUGCUUACAAACACUUCGCACAACACAAUCACCGUAAUACUCUUGACGCUCAAAUGCCAUAUGUGACCUAUAGCCGACAACAGGCUGUUGUUCUCCACCUAAAUGUUCAAUGGCACAAUGUAUACAGUUAAUGUAAUUUACCCGCCUAAAUAAACCCCACCAGAAUCGUAUGUGGUGCACUAGUUCUAAAUCCCAAAAUGGUGUCUGUAUAGUGUAAUGCUGGUUGAAAGGGACUGUUUUAUUAUAAAGAAAAAUAUUGAUUGUAUUCUAUCCUUCACUGAAUGAAAAGAAUGAAGCAAAAUGUCAGCGGGAACAAGGCUCUGAGUCGAUUCUUAAGCAAAGACACAAUCCUUGAUCCUGACACAUCUUUUAACCUCUUUAUUAGACUCAAAAAGUCUGUGCACAAGCUCUCUUCUCCCUUUUUGUGUCAUCUAUUCUAUACACCGAGUGAAGGUUAGACAUUAUGCUUGGUAACAUAAAUAUCCAAAAAAAAAAAAACACCUCUAUCUCCUUGCAGUUUUAUUUCCAUUCAUGUUAUAAAGUGGAUCUGAAAGUUGCAAACAUCCCCUUUUACAAAAGUGUAUUCAAACCCUUUUCUACCAUUGUCCUACAAUAAAAUUAAAAUAACAAACAAGGUAAUUAAAAGUACAACAAAGUGAGAGAUGUGUAAUAACCUGGUUGGAUAAGGGAUUCAAUCCCUUAUCUAAUAAAUUUUCGAAUUUAUUUAUUUUAUUUUAUUUUUCUAAUUUGAUGUCAAAAUUAAGUCAGUCGUAUCUUGAGCCGCCUAAAGAUUUUGCUGAGGAACAUCUAAAACUGGUUGGAAAACAAUUCCAUCUUGAAAAAGCUCUGCUUGAUUAUAAAUUGCCCCUCCACCAUGCUGCCACCACCAUGUCUCACUGUGGUUUUGGUGUUUCUUUGCUGUUGCACAGUACCAAAAAAAUAAAAGUUUGAAAUAUUGAAAAGAAAUUAGGUUGUUUAAUUACUUUUAAACCCAUAUAUUAAACAAUACAUUUAUACAUUUAGAUGCUUUUAAAACUUUUUACAAACUAAGGUUUAAUUUGUAUCCAAGGGAGGCAAAUAAAAUCUCUCUAUGACAGCUGAGCUUUAUUUCUUAUUUACCAUCAAUAACAGGUAGAGAAGAAAUUUUGAAAUUGAAGUGAAAUGUUACUCAACAAAGUGAUUUUUCCGGGUUCAUGAAAGUAACCAGGUUGUCGCAGCUUCUUAAUUUUCCUUGAUUUUAGUCAUAUUUACAAAAUAAACAACACAGUAAAAAUGUAGAUAAAGAAUGGGAAUAAUCAGGGUCCUAAAAACUUGGCUAUUUUCAAGGGGAUGAACACCUUUGAGAUCCAAUUUAAGACUGAUUUACUUUGCAGUAUUCUGUCUGGAGCUCCAGAUAA
This is a messenger RNA of Cyprinodon variegatus (sheepshead minnow), 4809 nucleotides long. It is a transcript of the gene clstn3, whose product is annotated as calsyntenin 3. The coding region runs from base 447 to 3323 and encodes 958 amino acids. Gene Ontology annotation, molecular function: amyloid-beta binding; calcium ion binding; X11-like protein binding. Gene Ontology annotation, biological process: homophilic cell-cell adhesion; positive regulation of synapse assembly; positive regulation of synaptic transmission. The record is from RefSeq and is a predicted model, not a curated record. The transcript is spliced from 20 exons. NCBI's taxonomy places the organism in Eukaryota, Metazoa, Chordata, Actinopteri, Cyprinodontiformes, Cyprinodontidae. Gene Ontology annotation, cellular component: cell surface; postsynaptic membrane.